Pseudomassariella vexata is the source of this 1095-nucleotide messenger RNA. RefSeq lists its product as uncharacterized. The transcript has 3 exons. Bases 112 to 1095 code for a protein of 327 amino acids. NCBI's taxonomy places the organism in Eukaryota, Fungi, Ascomycota, Sordariomycetes, Amphisphaeriales, Pseudomassariaceae. The record is from RefSeq and is a predicted model, not a curated record.
GAUGUACUGGGGCAGCUGUAUAUCGAUAGCCACGACAUGAAGGUAAAGAAUUGGAUACAUAGCCUCGGCAUGUAGUGGAGAGCGCAGAUAUAUGGGCUACCGACGGAUGCCAUGGCUGGUCAAGCGGUGGCAGAUAUCCUCGAGGGUGAAAGCCUGCACUUCAAGAAGCUGGGCGAUUAUAGGAGUAUUGCUGGUGCGGCAAAUAUGGCAAGUAUUCAGCUGAUGAGUAAUGAGGCUUGUGCUUUUGCUAGUAGCGCGUCCAGUGUCACUUGGGAUCUUGACGCAGUGCUUCAAACAAUAAAUCCGAUAUUCACUGCUGGAAUCAACCAUCAUCUGUUUCAUGGGUUCUCCUAUCUAUCUGCACCGAUUGCUUUGUGGCCGGGGUUUGCUGCUUUCUCGCCGUACAGCGGCAACAUUGGCUAUGCAGAAUCCUGGGCACCACGUACCCUGCUUUGGAAUCACGCCAAUGAAAUCACCAGCUACAUCGCAUGUAUGCACCUCUUGCUCAAAUAUGGCAAGCCGCAGUAUGAUGUUGCCUUCUUUGAGCAGAAAAGCUACGUGGGCGCUGGCUGCAACAGCUCUUGGUUCGCGGAUAGUGGAACGGUCGUUCCUGACAACCAGUAUCCGUCGUCUCAGCUCAUCAACUAUUAUCGCAUAUAUGAAGACCUUGAUGAUUUCCUCUUCGUGGCCGCUUCCCCGGCUACCUUUGCCGUCCCAACUAAAACCAAAGUCGUUGAUGUUGAAGUCGACGUGGUUUUGCCGCGGCGCACCAAGAACCAGAUUCCCAUACUCAUCGACUUGUGGACAGGACAGAUGACGCCUAUCUCUGUCUAUACUGAGCUGUCGCCGGGACAUAUCAAGUUGCAUAUCAGUCUUGAAAUAUAUCAAGCUACCAUGAUCACACCCGUGCCACUAAUUGUUAUACCCAUCCAUGCCAUCAACACCACAACACCUGACAUCCCCGUGGCUUCGGUGGUCUUUACUUCAGAGCCAACCAACCAAGAACCUAUACUAGCAAAUUCAGCGCCGAUUUCACUUCCACCACAUGCAUUCGAUAAAUCCCAGCAGACCAAGAACUCAAAUCCUGGUCAUUAA